GUCUCCCGCACCUUUCGACGUCCCUCCGGACCUGAUUUUCGCCCACCAACCACCAUCAAAUCUGGUUUGGGUGACAAUUUUCUCCGCCAUCAUCCCAAACCCGCCCAAAAAAAAAACUACAACCCCCAAAAUUCCCAACUAGCCCAUCACGCUUUCUUGCGACGCCUCGCACACUGACUUCAAUCCUGAGUUCCCCUGGGCGCUGGCGGACCUCAGCCCUCCCUUCAGUGCUACACUUGCCUUGACCUGGAUCCCAACCCGUACAGCCGUAUUUCCCGAGCGCGACCAUGGCGUCUACCGAGGUUUCUUCUACCCGACUCUACUUGGGCAACCUGCCCAAGGGCGCCACCAAGGGCGAUGUUGAGGCCCACUUCGCGACCCAUGGCACUGGCGAAAUCACCGAGGUGAAGCUGAUGAAUGGUUUCGGCUUCAUCGAAUACAAGGAUCCUAUGGAUGCGCGCGAUGUUGUUCCUGCUUUCCAUGGAUCCGACUUCAUGGGCGAACGUCUGACUGUGCAAUUCGCUCGGGGUUCUCGCCACCGCGAAGGCUUUGGUGGCCAUGAGCGCAGCGCCCCGCGUCCUCGCCGUACUCCCUAUCGCAUGCAGAUUACUGGACUCCCCAAUGAUACCAGCUGGCAGGACCUCAAAGACUUUGCUCGGCAAUCAAGUCUGGAUGUCGUCUACUCAGAGACGGGCCGUGACGGCAACGGUCGUGGUUUCGUUGAGUUCGAGACCGCGGCUGAUUUGAAGACUGCUGUCGAGAAGCUUGAUAACCGCGAAUUCAAGGGACAACGAGUGAAUUGUGUUGCCGAUACCCAGCCGGACUUCCCUCAGCGUGAGCGUGGCGCCCGCUCUCGCUCUCCCAUCGGCCGCCGACCGUACGGCCCACCAGGUGAGGGCUACGAGAGGCGUGGACCACCUCGCACCUAUAGCCCCCGCGGCUACCGCGACGAUUACCGCGACAGGAGCCCUCACCGCCGAGAGUACUACGAGGAUCGUCGAUAUCGAUCUCCGCCGCGUCGCGGUCCGGUCGAGGAGUACCCGGCCCCACGUGGACGCUACGAAGAGCCAUACCGGCGCGACUAUCCGCCCCCACCGGACCCGUAUGUCAAUGGCCGGCCGUACGAUCGGCCCCCGCGAGAGUUCCCUCCUCGGGAAGGUGGAUAUGGGCCUCGUGAAGGCGGCGGCGGCUAUCCGCGCGAGGAGUACCGUCGCGGAGGCGGCGGCGGCGGCGGCGGCUACUGGUAA
This is a messenger RNA of Durotheca rogersii, 1247 nucleotides long. RefSeq lists its product as uncharacterized. The record is from RefSeq and is a predicted model, not a curated record. Gene Ontology annotation, molecular function: mRNA binding. Bases 288 to 1247 code for a protein of 319 amino acids. The transcript has 7 exons. Gene Ontology annotation, cellular component: cytoplasm; nucleus; ribonucleoprotein complex. NCBI's taxonomy places the organism in Eukaryota, Fungi, Ascomycota, Sordariomycetes, Xylariales, Xylariaceae.